GUGUGACACCACACGAGAGAGAGAGAGAGAGAGAGAGAGAGAGGAAGAGGGAGGAACAUAAACAGCAUUUAUAGCCCCAGAGGUAGAGCGACCGUUGAUCAUUGACAAACGCCGACCGAAAACAUUUUCCAGAGUGACGAAGAGCGAUGGUUCGGUGGUUCCACAGAGAUCUGUCUGGUUUGGAGGCGGAGACUCUCCUGAAGACUCGUGGAGUUGAUGGUAGUUUUCUGGCGAGGCCGAGUAAGAAGAACGUGGGUGAUUUCUCUCUGUCGGUCAGAGUGGGCGAUGGAGUGACGCACAUCCGCAUCCAGAACACAGGAGAUUAUUAUGACCUGUACGGAGGGGAGAAGUUUGCGACCCUGUCGGAGCUGGUGGAGUACUACACAGGGGAGGAGCACGGCACUCUGCAGGACAGAGACGGAACCAUCAUCCAGCUCAAGUACCCGCUGAACUGCUCUGAUCCAACCACUGAGAGGUGGUACCAUGGUCACCUGUCAGGUCCAGAUGCGGAGAAGUUGCUGCGUGAGCGUGGGGAGAUGGGGACGUUCCUGGUGCGUGAGUCUCUGUCCAACCCAGGGAACUACGUCCUGUCGGCUCUUACAGACGAGAAGAACACUAAGGGCAAGAGGGUGUCUCACAUCAAGAUCCUCUACAGCAAUACCGGCUACACGGUGGGGGGGAAGGAGGUGUUCGACACGCUGUCUGAACUCGUGGAGUUUUACAGAAAAACAGCGAUUGAGGAAGUGACCGGGACUAAAGUCUACCUGAAACAGCCGUAUUUCUCGACACGAGUGAGCGCAUCAGCGAUCGACAGCAGGGUGAAGCAGCUGGAUAAGUCCAUUGAGCCGCGCAGUGAAGAAGCAGGAGACAAAAAGAUCAAAGCUGGGUUCUGGGAGGAGUUUGAUGCUUUGCAGAAGCUCGACACCAAAAUGAAGAAGAGCAGAGAUGAAGGGAUGCGGCCAGAGAACAAAAGCAAGAACCGAUACAAGAACAUCCUGCCUUUCGAUGAAACCAGAGUGGUCCUGCAGGAUGGCGACCCCAACGUGAUCGGAUCUGAUUACAUUAAUGCCAACUACGUCAAGAAUAGGAUGUGUGAGAUCUGUCCUCCGAAAGUCUACAUCGCGUGUCAAGGCUGUCUCCUAACAACCGUCAAUGAUUUCUGGCAAAUGGUCUGGCAAGAGGAGUCUCGGGUCAUUGUCAUGACGACGAGGGAGGUCGAGAAAGGACGGAAUAAGUGUGUGCCGUACUGGCCUGGUUGUGACGAGACGAAGGACUACGGGAAGUUUCUGGUGACGCUGCUGUCUGAGAGAGACGCUGAUGAUUAUAAAGUCAGAGUGUUGGAGGUCACACUGAUCGAUGGGAGCAACGUGACGAGAGAGAUCUGGCACUACCAAUACCUGAGCUGGCCUGAUCACGGUGUCCCUGAGCAGCCAGACAAAGUCCUCAGUUUCCUCACACAGGUCAACCUUAAGCAGCAGGAGUUUCCUGGCGUGGGGCCCAUGAUCAUCCACUGCAGUGCUGGUAUUGGCCGAACAGGAACCAUCGUUGUCAUCGACAUGCUGAUCGACAUAAUCGAUGCUAAAGGUGUGGACUGUGAUAUCGACAUACAGAAGUGUAUUCAGAUGGUGAGAGAGCAGAGGUCGGGGAUGGUGCAGACGGAGGCGCAGUACCGCUUCAUUUAUCUGGCCGUGCUGAAGUACAUCGAGUCUCAGCAUGACAUACAGCAAGCUAGAAUGACCACUGAGACAGAAUAUGGAAACCUGUCCCUACAACCCAAACAUGCUAAAGCCUCCCGCAAAGUGUCCAAGAAUAAAGAGGAUGUGUACGAGAAUCUGGGAGCCAAGGGGAAGAAAGACGUGAAAAAGCAGAAAUCGGAGGAGAAGAAGAGCGGCUCUGUGAGGAAGCGAUAAGAGUGAGAGUGGAGUAACGCUGAGGGUCUCACCAUGUUCUCACCUGCUUCUGGGUCACACCUAUUAAACACAUUUAAUAUUAUUAUUAUUAUUAUUAUUUUAUUAUUAUUAUUGUCAGAUUUAACUCAGGACAUUAAUAUGAUUAGUUAAGUAAUAAUUCUGUAAACUGUGAUUUUAAUACAAAUGCUUUUGCAAUAAAGUAUCUCUUUAACAGAUUG
This is a messenger RNA of Clarias gariepinus (North African catfish), 2128 nucleotides long. It is a transcript of the gene ptpn6, whose product is annotated as protein tyrosine phosphatase non-receptor type 6. NCBI's taxonomy places the organism in Eukaryota, Metazoa, Chordata, Actinopteri, Siluriformes, Clariidae. Gene Ontology annotation, biological process: protein dephosphorylation. The coding region runs from base 147 to 1910 and encodes 587 amino acids. Gene Ontology annotation, molecular function: protein tyrosine phosphatase activity. The record is from RefSeq and is a predicted model, not a curated record. The transcript is spliced from 16 exons.